AUGGAUCACCUUGAGUGGAGUGAAAGAUCAGAUCGUUCGCGGUUUCGAGUGCCUUUCGUGGUGGACCAAGAUGUGGACUUGGAAAGACUCGAUCCAGGCAAGCUUGUCGUUGGGAUUAAGAGGCUCCUCACGUCCGACAUAAUCUCUUUACCGCAACUGGCCAAGGAGGUUCAAACCUGGCUGUAUUUUGGCCUUUUGAAGUUGUGGCUACAGAACGAUUUCAGCACGGAAUGCUUUAUCGAGCACGGAGUUGUGCAUACCAGAAACCUCGAAAGGCUUUGCAAGUCGCAAAUAACGAAAGAAAACCUUACGGAGACUAAGGAUGGAGAAGCUGUAUUAACGGCGCAUGCGGCAACAGCUCUCGCCUUCUCUCACGCAGCUUCCAUUUGCUUCUCAGAUUACAUAGUCGCACAUAUUGCUCGACUUGAAGAAGAACAUGAAGGAGAGCCACUUAACCUAUGGAAUUCAGAGUCAUACGUGGUGUUGUUCACUGUCCCUGUUCUUCUGAGUUUUCUACGAGACAUACUUGGGCGGAUUAAGCAGGAGUCGGGACUCACGAUGCGUCUUUUUAGCGGCAGCAACGUGCUAAUGACGCAAGCUUCAGGCAUUUCUCGGACUUUGGUAGCAAUAGGUAGGUGUCCGAGUUUUAUUAGGAGACUUAAACCUACCAUCGCGGAGGUAUAUUCCCUUUUCUCAUUUCCUCCGAAUGGCCAUCACCCAUCUCAUAAACGUUGUUCGAUAGAUGAGUGUCGAGCGUACGACGUCAUUGAGUCGGAAUAUCAGACGAAACAUACAGAUGAUUGUGUGUCGUCGGACUGCGGCUUGAUGGGCUUCGAGGACGAACAGCUAUUCGCCAUCAUUGACCAAGGCUGCAUACCGUUGGUCUGCUCUACAUUGGAUGAGACCGGGAAUCUAAUCAUUCAACUUCGCGCUGGACAAUUGAACUCGCGCUACACUGCGGUAUCCCAUGUUUGGGCCGGUGGUUUAGGUAAUCUUGACAGGAACUUUUUGCCCCUGUGUCAGCUCCGACGCAUACAUUUUUCCAUAACGAGAGACGAAAGACCAUUGUGUACUCGAAAUUCAUUCCCGGAAGACGCUGGUUCUCUCCACAGACUCAAGAAAAGAAUUCAAAACCUGCGCAACGAUAUAUUUGCGCCGCCCGAGACAAAUUUCUGGCUUGAUACUUUGUGCGUGCCAGUGUAUCGCACAGAAUCUUCACCAAGUGUACGUCCGGAUGUAUCCGUGGAAAACAACGAAGAUUCGAUAGGGCGAGGCUCUCCUGGGAGCCUAGGUGAGCCUGUCGAAAGCGCAAGCACAACCUCACACAAAGUGACAACGUCUGCGUCCGAGUUACGGAAAUCUACAGAACCUCUAACUAGACCGGCACAGAUGCAUAAAUAUCGAAAUGAUUAUCGCAGGGCAGCGAUCAAUGCAAUGGCUCGCAUUUAUGCAGGAGCGGAACGGGUUCUGGUGCUUGAUCCUGAACUUGAGACAGAGAAAUCCGAGGACCUCAAGCCUUUCGAGAUGUCACUUGCUCUUGCUUGUUCCCCUUGGAUGACAAGAAGCUGGACCUUGCACGAGGGCGCUCUCGCAUUAAACCUCGAAUUCAAAUUCGCAUCUAGCUUUCAUCGGUAUUCGGAAUUCAGCACUUCUUCGUUCCUUUUCUUCUCUCCGCUCGAGAGUCUGUGGAAAGAAAUCUGCACAGACACCAAUCACCCAGAACGUCCCAUUCCUCUGCUUGAUUACUUUGGGCGAAAUAUCAGCGAUCCUUGGUCGCGAAGUAACGGCUCGAAAUUACACAACAAGUCAUUGGAAUCUUAUGACAUGGAACGCUUUGUUACCGUCUGGAAUGCCCUAACUGAGCGGCGCACGACUAGAGUGACUGAUGUUGCUCUAAUACUCGCCUCACUACUUAAUUUAAGCGCAGGGGAAGUCCUGACACUGGAUCCAGACCGACGAAUGAAAGCAAUAUUAAAGCAUCAUUCCAUCCUGCCAGCGUCGAUUUUGUUGCAGCCUACCACUUCGUCGGUCGGUAAACCAGAUUGGACACCAAAGUUUCCGAGUAUGGAUUCUUCAACGUUCCAAAUGCGGAUUCCCAGACAAUUCGAAACUCUUAAAGUCACCGCAGAUGGGUUGGUCUAUGAAAAUUUCAUCGAUGACGGAACUUGGAUGAUCCUACAAGACAUGCCAGAUGGUUGUCUUUCUUUCCACGUGGGAGGUCAUAGUGGAGUUCCCAGUCUCCAUAUAACCUUUUUCGAACCACCCACAGUCGGUCAAAACCAUGUGCCCGGACCGAUGCUUCUAUGGUUGUCUUCUACUACAGACUCCAAGAAGCGCCUCCUUGGACUUUCCUUUACUGUUGUCCGAGAGGACAUGGAUGCUUUUCAUGUCGCUGUGGGCGAUCUUCUCUGGUACGGACGUCUGCUCGGCGUUCCGGACUCCGAGCAUAGCCAGCACCAAGAAACCUGUGCUCUAGUACUUUCCAAACAUUCGGCUAGAGGAAAAAAAUCCUUAGUCAUUGAUUUGAGUAUGUUUCCGCAGCCUUUGCAAUAUGUCAACCUAACUCUUACAGACAUUCAAUCUUGGCCCGAUCUUCGGUGGUCUCGAACGAGGGCAUUUCCGUUUCUCCAAUUAGGUGCAGGCGGAGACGGCAUUUUAGAAUGUAUGAUUCUUAUUACCAUGGCUUCAUGGAUCUUGCCUCUUUUUCUGUCUCCUGGAAUAUACUGUGUGCUCCUCACGUUUUCCGAUCACAAGACUCAGGUGCGCGAAGCCCUGUUUUCACAGAAACCUCUAUUCAUUUUGCUGUACAAUGUGAUUAUUAUGGUGCGUAUCUUUCUACUAUAUAUGGAAACCUUGUAUUUCAGAAUAAUAGAGGCAAGGUGGAUGCAAGAGUCGUGGGCAACGAGCUUUUGGGAUCCACGAUUCUCGGUUCCUUCCAGUAAGUCUCGACAGCCGCUGGGGAAUUUUACCAAAUUGGCCGUUGAAAAUGCUUAUCCUCACUUCGCGCUUCGAGCGUGUGUUGGCUACGCAGGACUUGGGGCGCUGUUUGGUUUAGAAACCAUGUGCCAGAUUGGUCCUUCUGUUUGGGAAGUCUUCUUGGCAGGAGAUAUUUAUGAACUCUUUCUCUGGCAGAUGAGGUCGUUUGCUAAUUACCGUGAGGGGAUGGUUGUCAUGUAUGGUGUCGUCUGCUUUGGAUUUGCCCUAGAUUCGAUUGGACGAGUAUUUCUGUUCUCUCUCUACUUGUUCCAGUGGAAUGGCGCUCGCAAGCGAGCCAGACAGCGGAAACUUGCAGAGAUAUCAGUCGAACAUCAUAUCAUGCAAGCAGGGGCUUUUUUGACCUUUGGCUUCUGGAUGACGUGGACCAUUGGCGGGAUCAGUUGGACGGCCCUUGCAGUUGCUCGAGCAAGGCAAGAGUUGAUACAUAUUUGGGGUCUCGUCUCCUUUCUGGCUCUACUGGUCCAGACGCCUCUAGUCUACCAGAAAUUGGGGAUAGGCAAAGCGGUCCAGGAUUACUUGUGGGGAGACGACCUUAGUACUUGA
Rhinocladiella mackenziei CBS 650.93 is the source of this 3540-nucleotide messenger RNA. RefSeq lists its product as uncharacterized. Lineage: Eukaryota; Fungi; Ascomycota; Eurotiomycetes; Chaetothyriales; Herpotrichiellaceae. Bases 1 to 3540 code for a protein of 1179 amino acids. The transcript has a single exon. The record is from RefSeq and is a predicted model, not a curated record.